AUGUUCUGAUCUGUCUCUCCGCCGUUAUGGGAUUAUUAUCACACAUCGACAGGAUCUGAAUGAAUGUGGAAACAUAAAGGCUACUUUUACAAAUGAAGUCUUGGGUUUACAUGUUUAGAUAGCAGUUCCUCUCAAAACCAUCUGUACAGACAUCGCAAUAACGUGUAAGAGGUUUGGGUACCAUAUGAGAACAGUGGAGCUGAUCACUCAAACUGUACUGCGGAGUACACCGAGACCAAGGGACACUUUACAAUGCCAGUACUACCAAGUCAGGAGAUUGCCACCAGAUUCAAGGAGAAAUGGAUGAAGCUUCACCCAGAAGACCAAGACAAUGUGAAUGGUUCAGUGCACCUGGAUGACAGUCUCACCAGCCUCCAAUGGCUCCAGGACUUCACUAUAGUCAGUGCGAGUCUAGAAAGCCUACCGGGCUCCACUUGCCAGCCGUACCACCUGCCUCAUCCCAGCCACCUGCACCCUCAGGGCUCCGACUCGCCCUCCAGUCCACCUGCUGGGGACACUGCAGCCUCCGGCAUGCCUCAGAGUGCAGGCAGCCCCAUCACCUCCAGUGCCUCAGCCAACAGGACCAGUUACUACUCACUUCACCCGACAGUGACCAACAACCACCAGAUCCCUGUGCCAGCCAAGUCUCUGGAGGAGGUAGACUUCAAGACCAACCACGAGGUGAAGCCUCCCUACUCCUACGCCACACUGAUCUGCAUGGCCAUGCAGGCCGGCAAGAAGAACAAGAUCACACUGUCCGCUAUCUAUAACUGGAUCACAGAGAACUUCUGCUACUACAGACGUGCUGAGACCAGCUGGCAGAACUCUAUCCGUCAUAACCUGUCACUCAACAAGUGCUUCAUGAAGGUUCCCAGGCAGAAGAAUGAACCAGGAAAAGGGGGAUUCUGGCAGAUUGACCCUCAGUACGCAGACAUGUUUGUCAAUGGAGUCUUCAAGCGCAGGCGGAUGCCAGCCAUCCAUUUCAACACCCAGAGACACAGAAAAACCCAAGGAUCAUCCCGUAACCGAAAAACCCAGGAGUACCACCAGCAUUUCCCCCAGGCCCACUACACAGUGUCCCACAGAGGGGCAGGUGCUGGGAACAGACACAAACUUAGUGGCACAAAGUGGGAGACAGUCCACAUGUCACCACUGUUGACACCGGAUCUCAUGGAACCAGAGGCACUGAAGGGUGAACUAGACUGGGCCAUGGUGUUUGACGAUGUUCUGAAUGGGAGCAGCAAUAACUUUGAGGAUCUAGACAUUAACCUAGCUCUGAACUCCCUGGGCUGUAAGGUGGAGCUCUCCCAGCAGGAUCAAGGCCGGGGCUGGCACCUGGGGAAGUGGUGCAGCGGAGGGGCUGACCGGGACCACCAGCAGGGCUGCAGGUACAUGGAGGUGACCACCAUGGGCUGCUACAGCAUGGAGGAGAUCCAGCAGCACCUCAACCUGACUGGGCUGCAGCAGCCGCUCCCUUUGGCGGUCCACCCACAGCACUUUGAGGAGCUGACACUGUUCCCUGAUGAGCAGCAGAGGCACCCUUGGGAAGAGCUGAAAGAGGAGGUGCAGGCAGUGCCUAUCACCCUGGACCAUAGUCUCAGCUUCUGUGAAGGCUUCUUCACUGAGAUGCAGCCAUGGAGGACAGCAGAGUCUUAUAUGUGACACCCAGCCCCAGCCCCAAUACUGAACAAGCACUCCAGCAGGAGGCCAGAGGACCUAUAGACUACUGUUUUGCUACAUUAGCAUUAUGGAUUCAUUCAGAGAAACAUACGUUCAUAGAUUUUUUUUUUUAUCUGAGUCACAUUUACUGUGUUUUUUAUGUGCAUUUUCUAUUUGCUUUUUGAUUGAUUGUGUCUAUGAACUAACAUGCUGUUUUUAUUGUAGUAUUGAAUGUCUGUUAUAGAACAAAAUAAAUCUAUCCUAAUUAGCAACCACUUCAUUCCAAAAAUCUAUACACUAAAAUCUAUACACCGGUCAAAAGUUUUA
This is a messenger RNA of Salmo salar (Atlantic salmon), 1986 nucleotides long. Its product is annotated as forkhead box protein J1-B. The record is from RefSeq and is a predicted model, not a curated record. Gene Ontology annotation, cellular component: nucleus. Lineage: Eukaryota; Metazoa; Chordata; Actinopteri; Salmoniformes; Salmonidae. Gene Ontology annotation, molecular function: DNA-binding transcription factor activity, RNA polymerase II-specific; RNA polymerase II cis-regulatory region sequence-specific DNA binding. Gene Ontology annotation, biological process: regulation of transcription by RNA polymerase II.